CCGAGAUUUUUUUCGUGAUUUCAGUUUAAUCAAUCUUUUUUAAAAACGAAUAUGGUUUUAAGAUUCAAGGGCAGGUUGAAAUAUUAAUUUUUGCACGGUGAUUUCGUCCAGUUCCUGGUAACAGUGACUCAAAGACCACGUGAUCAGCGUGGUCCUAUAAAUACCUUUUGAGAGCUAAAGAGGAUAGUGUGACAGUCUGGCUGGAUACCUACCCAAUCCUGUGCGUAAAAGAUAUUUUGGAAAGGUACUUGGAUAUCCAAAAGUGGCCCUUUAAAUGGCCAACAGCAUAAACUGAUAACAGACGGGAACCAUCGCAUUUGAAGACAACACAAGUCCAUAUCGGAGCAAGAUCGAUGAUUUUUGACUUGUCUUUUUACGCCUGAAAAUCAGAAGUUUUCUGCUCGAUGAGAACCUCGCACGGCCCUGCUUGACCAGCCUCGGACGGCCAGGACUCGCCAAAUCCACAGGUCAAAGAGUUAUUUAUCUUUUAAAUAGAUUCUAGCCAUGUGUGCAUUCAGUAGUUGGAGAUAAAGCUGCAGCAAAAGUCUGGUGUGGUUGUAGGGGGAGAGGCAGAGUGUGUGCGCGCUCUCGCUCAGUAAACUUCAUCGGACCAGAGGAGGAGGAAAUCUGGGAAAGAGGGGUAAAAGAAGCGGCGUCUUCAAGGAUGACUUUAGGGACGGAUAUGUCCGACAGCUCUGCAUUGUCCGAAGAUGUGGACAUCGACGUGGUUGGGGGCGAUAUAUCCGUUGGAAAGGACGGAAAGUACAUUCACCACGAGUUCAACUUGGACAAUGACUCGGACGAUAAUUACUCCCAGAACGCGGCUGAGAGGGCUUCCUCUCCCGGGCUCAGCAGCUCCGACUGCCCGUCAGACCAGAUGGGCUCCAACGCAGAGGCCGGGACCGUGAUUGGGGACAAAUCGAGAAAAAAUGCACUUGUAAAGCCACCCUACUCUUACAUCGCCCUGAUCACCAUGGCCAUCCUGCAGAGCCCCAAGAAGCGCCUCACACUCAGUGAGAUCUGCGAGUUCAUCAGCAACAGAUUCCCCUACUACCGGGAGAAAUUCCCAGCUUGGCAAAACUCGAUACGCCACAAUCUUUCCCUAAACGACUGCUUCGUAAAAAUCCCACGGGAACCUGGCAACCCCGGAAAGGGCAACUACUGGACCCUCGACCCGGAUUCCGCAGACAUGUUCGACAACGGGAGCUUUUUGCGCAGGAGGAAGCGCUUCAAGAGGCACCAAAGUAAUGAAAUCCUUAGGGACUCUGGUGGCUUUCUUCCCGGGUUUGGAUACGGCCCGUAUGGAUACAACUAUGGACUCCAGCUGCAGAACUUUCACGCAGCCCACAACCCGUAUCACCCACACCACACAGGUGGUUCAUUCCCGUUCCCUAACGCACCCUGCACCUUGCCCUCAUCCAUAUUCCCUGCGCCGCAUCCACUGCCUUCCCUUUUAGGGGCCGAUUUAAGAAAGCCUUUUUACCCUCAGCUUAGCCCGUCUCUGCCGCCUCUCAAGACAGACUCCAGCACCCCGAGCCGGCCUUCAUUCUCCAUUGACAAUAUCAUCGGUGCGGCCAACUCCACCGCCUCUUCCUACAGCGCGCAGCCGGGCAGCCAGGCUCAAAUCCUGGCCAUGUUGACCCCAGCACUGGCCUCUGCUUCCAACCAUUUGAGCCUAUCACAGGACAGCAUAUUACAACCCGGGCCACAGAGUCAGACUUUUUCCAGCAAAACCCCGACUAUGAACAGUUGUCCUUUCUAAAAAACAAAACAAAAAAAAAAACAAGAAUGCCCGCUGAAAAUCUUUUAUUAAAAAGCCUAUUGUGGCAUCGUCCUAUGUGAAGGUAGGCUGAGCAUUCUUGGUGAAAUAAGAGUGUUUUGGCUCUCCACGGUUCAUCCCAAUGUAAGAGGAGAGAAAGGUUUAUUUAUGGUUUGUAAAUAUGUGUAUAAUAUUGAGAGACAAAAGCAAGAGAAACUCUGAGAGGGAUCUUUUUAAACAAUACUGGCCUGCAAAUCUGGCACGUGGCCUUCAAUGGUCGAUGGGGGGAAAAGAAAAAGAUCUUGUUAUUUUAACAUAAGUUAAAGGUGUCACCCAUGACUGCGGGGAUGAUUUCCAAUUUUUUUAAAAAAUAUAAUUGAGAAUUAUAUUAUGAUUUAUAUUGUUUUUAUUUUGUGCGUCGUGAGAAAAAUGGCACUGUUGUUGUUGACAUAUAGUUCUGACAGACGGCAAACUCAGGUUUUACUUAGAAAGCACAUGGAGACAAAAGGGGGUUUCUGACACACACAGACACACACACACACACACACACACACACACACACACACAUACAAAAUUAACCAUUUCCCCACCAUCACUCCCCCCCAAAUCUCCUCUACAUGGUGAAUUUGUGACAGUAUCAUUUCAUGUUGUCGGUGGACAUGUAGGCUAUGUGGUUUUUUUGGUACAAAAGGUCGCAUUACCUCUCUCAACCUUUUAAUUGUUGUUCGUUCCUAUCUAUUUCACAAUGGAAUCUGUGAGACAUACAGUAUGUCAUGUGUUGCCAAUAGAGAGAGACACCUAAAUGUUCAUAGGUCAU
Messenger RNA from Thunnus maccoyii (southern bluefin tuna), 2576 nucleotides. RefSeq names its product forkhead box D2 (gene foxd2). The record is from RefSeq and is a predicted model, not a curated record. The transcript has a single exon. NCBI's taxonomy places the organism in Eukaryota, Metazoa, Chordata, Actinopteri, Scombriformes, Scombridae. Gene Ontology annotation, biological process: regulation of transcription by RNA polymerase II; anatomical structure morphogenesis; cell differentiation. The coding region runs from base 665 to 1762 and encodes 365 amino acids. Gene Ontology annotation, molecular function: DNA-binding transcription factor activity, RNA polymerase II-specific; RNA polymerase II cis-regulatory region sequence-specific DNA binding.